Molecule: messenger RNA, 1836 nt
Organism: Fusarium vanettenii 77-13-4
Lineage: Eukaryota; Fungi; Ascomycota; Sordariomycetes; Hypocreales; Nectriaceae
Exons: 5
Coding region: 1-1836 (611 amino acids)
Biological process (GO): regulation of DNA-templated transcription; nuclear-transcribed mRNA poly(A) tail shortening
Cellular component (GO): CCR4-NOT core complex; nucleus; P-body
Source: RefSeq, a predicted model, not a curated record
AUGGCGGCGAGAAAAUUGCAACAAGAAGUCGACAAGUGCUUCAAAAAGGUGGCAGAAGGAGUCACCGAAUUCAGUGCCAUCUACGAGAAGAUUGAGCAGUCGAAUAACCCCGCCCAAAAGGACAAACUAGAGGACAACCUCAAGCGCGAGAUCAAGAAGCUCCAGCGGCUGAGGGACCAGAUCAAAACAUGGGCCGCUAGCAACGACAUCAAGGACAAGGCUCCGCUGCUGGAGCACCGGAAGCUGAUCGAGACGCAAAUGGAAAAGUUCAAGGCGGUGGAAAAGGCCAUGAAGACCAAGGCAUACUCCAAGGAAGGCCUAUCAGCCGCCGCCAAGCUCGACCCCAAAGAGCAGGCCAAGGUUGAGGCGAGCGAAUUCCUAAGUAGCAUGGUCGACGACCUAGAGCAGCAGAUCGAGACUCUCGAGGCCGAGGGCGAGUCGAUACAGGCCACCAUGAAGAAGGGCAAGAACAACAGCGCCAAGGCCGAGCGCAUCGCCGAGGUCGAGCGUGUCAUCGAACGACACAAGUGGCAUCAAGGGAAGCUCGAGCUGAUCCGCAGGUCCCUCGAGAACGGCGGCGUCGAACCCGAACAGGUCAACGAGCUCGAGGAGAGCAUCCGGUAUUACGUGUCGGACGGCAUGAACGAGGACUUUAUCGAGGACGAGGAGAUGUACGAGGAGCUAGACCUCGAGGACGAGGAAGGCACCUACGGCAUGAGCCUGGACAACGAAAAGAACUCUUCCCUCGACACCCAAUCUGUGCAGGAGGAUCUGACAGCUGACAUCGAGCCCCCCAAGCUACUGUCGAGGAAGGCGCAGAAGGAGACCGACACUGUGCGGAGGGCAUCCUCCCAGACAAAGUCGCCGUUACCUGCUCUCGCUACUCUCCAUGCUCCUCUAGCAACAAUCAGCAACGGCACCGUAGGCGGCCCACCGAUGAAACCAGCAUCAGUACCUACACGGCCGGCCGGGGAGGGCCUCAAGUACGCAUCAGCAGCUGCGGCGGCCGCAGCGAGCGACAAGAACAACGUGGGUAUUGCUCCGUUACCUCCGCCUCCCGGUGCCGCGCCGUCGAGUAUAUCACCGCUGCCGCAGUCCCGAACAAGCGCGACAAACUCUCCCGCAACAUCUCUGAUCCAGCCCGCGUCUCAACAAGCCGAGUCCAAACAGUCCACACCUGCCAUCGCCGCCGCGGAGCCCGAGCCCCGAUCCAAGGCCGCUGGCAAGCAGCCUGCUGUCCCUGAAGCCACCGAGUCACCAAAGCCUCCCCAAACAAAUGGUGCUUCCAAUGGUGUCAAGCGUACUGAGGAGGUCGAAGAGGAGUGCAUCUACCACCUACCUUCAUCGCUGCAGGAUCUCGUCGACACGUAUGAGACUUCCAGGAAGCGUCCCGCACCCCCUUCGGCGCCCUCAACGCUGCGCAUCAUGACCUCUAGUCAAGGAACCUGCCCAGAUGUCCAGGACGCCGAUGUGCCACGGUCAUACCGGCCCGACGUCCCGGUGCCUCCUACAGUGUCUGGUUUCCCCCGCGAGCCUCUCGCUAUCUUCGAGGACCCCCGGUUGUACUCCAAGAUCGACCCUGACACUCUGUUCUACGUCUUCUACUACAAGCAAGGCUCUCCUCAACAGUAUCUGGCAGCCAAGGCCCUUAAAGACCAGAGCUGGCGGUUCCACAAGCAGUAUCAAACAUGGUUUCAGCGACACGAGGAGCCCAAGAACAUCACCGAGGACUUUGAGCAGGGCACAUAUCGAUUCUUUGACUACGAGAGCACUUGGAUGAACCGACGAAAAGCGGACUUCAAGUUUGCCUACAAGUUUCUCGAGGACGAGGUCUAA